Molecule: messenger RNA, 1384 nt
Organism: Malus domestica (apple)
Lineage: Eukaryota; Viridiplantae; Streptophyta; Magnoliopsida; Rosales; Rosaceae
Product: PI-PLC X domain-containing protein At5g67130-like
Biological process (GO): lipid metabolic process
Molecular function (GO): phosphoric diester hydrolase activity
Source: RefSeq, a predicted model, not a curated record
UAUAUCCGUAACCAUAAGAACUCCUCGUCAGUUUAAUUUGCGUCCAAAAGUCUGCGGACUUAGUUUUCUCAGCCAAAACUGAGAAACCCAAGUUUGGUCGUCAAAACCCAACAACAACAAUUUCCCUUCAUCUUUUUUGGGUUGCAACAUGAAGACUCGGCAGAACUUCGUUUUGUUACUCACGGUUGUCGCAGCGGUUUUUAGCGUCGCCAAAGCUUGCUCCAACGGACAGUGCAAGCUUUUGGACGAAUGCUCGAUGGAUGCCGAUUGUGAAGCCGGGCUUUACUGCGGAUGUUGCCCACAAGGCUUCUCAGGCUCUAGAUGUAUAAGAUCAGCCAUUACAGAUCAAUUCAAGCUAUUGAACAAUUCUCUACCUUUCAACAAGUAUGCGUUUUUGACAACCCACAAUGCCUUUGCAAUUGAGGGAGAGCCAUCUCACACUGGAAUUCCUCGCGUUACCUUCAACAAUCAAGAAGAUACUGUUACUCAACAACUAAAUAAUGGAGUUCGAGCCUUGAUGCUCGAUACAUAUGAUUUUAAGGACGAUGUGUGGUUGUGCCAUUCUUUUAAUGGGCAAUGCCACGACUUUACUGCAUUUGAACCAGCUAUAGAUACACUGAAGGAAGUUGAAGCAUUUUUAUCAGCCAACCCAUCAGAAAUUGUGACAUUGAUAUUGGAGGACUAUGUGGAAGCUCCAAAUGGAUUGACAAACGUCUUCAACGCUUCCGGGUUGAAGAACUAUUGGUUUCCGGUGACAAGCAUGCCCAAAAAUGGCCAGGACUGGCCACUAGUUAGUGACAUGGUUGCCAAUAACCAGAGGCUACUUGUGUUUACUUCAAAAAGUGAGAAGGAACAAUCCGAAGGAAUCGCCUACCAGUGGAACUACAUGGUUGAAAACCAAUAUGGGGAUGAUGGAAUGAAGGAAGGAAGUUGUUCAAAUAGAGGAGAAUCAUCACCUCUUGAUGACAAAACUAAAUCUUUGGUUUUGGUGAAUUAUUUUGCUUCUAUUCCCUUUAAGCUAGAAAGUUGCGAAAAUAACUCUGGGAAUCUGAUUAACAUGCUUUACACUUGUCAUGGUGCUGCUGCCAACCGAUGGGCUAACUUUGUUGCUGUUGAUUUUUACAAGAGGAGUGAAGGGGGAGGAUCGUUUCAAGCUUUGGACAAUCUCAAUGGGGAGCUCUUGUGUGGAUGUAACGAUGUACAUGCAUGUGUGCCAGGAUCACCUCCAGGGUCUUGCCAGCCAUAGGAGACACAAUACAAAUUCAUGUAAUGAAGCUUAAAUCUUUAAGAGAACUGUGGGAAUUUCGAUGAAUCGGCAUACAGUUUGUAAUUGAUUUAUCUUUAGAAAAAAAAAUUAUUUAUAUUGAAAAUCGUUGUCGUUUCA